GACGCCACACGUAGUAUACCGGAAAUAAUCAGCAUACAAUCCUGCUAAACGCAACUGAGAUAAAUGCUGUUCGGUUACACAAAGGUUUUAAAAGAUGGGAGUGAAGGGUCUGCAGUCCUUCUUGGAACACUGCUGUCCACAAGCCUGUGUCAAUGUGAACCUGAGGGAAAUGGUCAGGCAGCAUGCAGGCUGCACACACACAUCCAGCCCGACCAGUCCCACACUUGUUGUUGAUGGGAUGGCUUGCUUGCGACACUGGUACACGUGUAAGGACUGGGUCUCUGGAGGGCAGUGGAAGGAAUACAUGGACAUCCUGAUGAACUGGGUGCAAGCCUUUACCUCAGCAGGCAUCAGACUGGUCUUCUUCUUCGAUGGAGUGGUGGAAGAGAAAAAGAGACCGUCAUGGGUUAAGAGGAGAAGGAGAGUGAAUGGGGAUGUGUCUAAAAUAUUCAAUCACAUCAAGGCCCGUGGAGACCAGCCUGGCAGAGAGCUCUUUGGUUUUCCCCCUGGUCUCGCAACAUUUACCAGUUUUGCUCUCAAGUCUUUGGGACAGGAGGUGUUUCUGUCAGUCAUGGAGGCUGAUUAUGAGAUCUCCAGCUAUGCUCGUGAGCAUGGUUGCAUGGGUAUUCUGGGACAGGACACAGACUUCAUCAUAUAUGACAGCGCACCAUACCUGUCUGUCUCAAAGCUACGGAUUGAGAAUCUCACCACUGUCCUGUACGACCGCCAGGCGUUCUGUCGAGCCAUUGGAUUGGCUGUUUACCAGCUGCCAUUACUGGCCUGUUUCUUGGGUAACGAUGUAGUGCCAGAACAGCGGAUGCAACACAUGAGGAACAUUGCCAUGACGACAUAUAGGCAAAGCAGUCCCACUCCUCAGUCCGAUGUUCCCCAUGGACAGAUACUGUCAGCUGUAUCCCAGUUUGUGAGCUCAUUGUGGAGCAGAGAAGACGAGAACAACCUAAUUCCUCUGUCUUUGAAACUGUCACCUUCAGAUAGAGAGCUCAUUGAGAGAGGUGUUUACUCCUACCUAUUAACGGAACAAGAAGCUCAUCAGGAAUGUGACAUCACAACCCCGCCUUCUGGUGCUGUUUUUGAGAAAUACGUUAGUCCGGAAGUAUUAAAAGCAUGCAGGGAGAAACAUGUAGCAGCUCAGGGUUUCAUGGUUUACUGUGUUGUGUCUGAGGGAGUGGUCGACUGUAGCAACAGUCUGGAGGAUGCAGAGGACACUGAACUGCUGCCUCAGGCCCUCGUCUACAAGCGCUGCAGGCAGCACAUCUAUGGUCUGCUGCUGCUGCUGCAUGGCCCUGAUGGCAGCACUGUUGAUCCUCCAGCUGUUAAGGAGUGGUUUGUCUAUCCUGGAAACUCUCUGAAUGAACCUGACCUGGUCCAUCCAAUCCCACUCAACCUGCAAUGCGAUCAUCUCAGCCUGGACCUACUAUGGUUCGGCUCUGGUCCUGAAGUUUCUUCUCUACGUCUGGCAUCGUUUCUUUCAAUUUUUGACUGCCAGGAUUUUUCUGAGUUGUAUGGGGUUGUAGAAGAGCAUCUUUUGGCUGCUCUCUGUCUGAUCACUUACAUAGUCCUCCAGGUACAGACGCUGUCUCAAGAGGAUGUAGAUGCGUACCUGAGUCAGGCUGUUUGUGUGGCGUUAAAAUCCCCUCAGGAGCUGCAGCAAAUCAAGCUGCCUUUCCUCUGCAGCCGAGCCGUGCAGCUGGGAUCCCUGUACGUCCGAGGGCUGAGCCACCUGCUGGGUGCUAACUGUGCCAGUGGCUGUCCGCUGCCCAGCGCUGCCCUCAUGCCUUGGCACAGCUUCGAUGGACGGCUGUUCCACUCAAAGUACCUGCUGGCACAUAGCGGCGCAGAGCAAACUGUGCUGCUGGACGGUGAUUCGUCCUGUGUGACUUUGUUUCUCCGCUUGAGAGAGAAACUUACAGAGGCCUGCUGUAAAAGUGGCAGAGUCCUGCAGUCCAGACCCAGACCCAACACUGCACAGCAACGUCAUAGAACCACACCAGGGCCCAGAUACAGAGACAGACACACAGGUGGUACUUCGGGCUGGAGGGACAGAGGAGAGAGAGGAUAUCAUCAUCAUGGAAGAGGAUGGAGAGGGGCAUCAAGAGGAAGACAAAAUGAAUAUGAAGGAGAGGGAUUAUGGGAGAGAGGAUGGGGUCGUCAUAACAUUGCUCCUCAACAGCCUGAUUUUUAUCCUCAUUACCAUCAUGGUGGUGGAGUCCAGAAUAUAAACCGUCCUCAAAACCAACCCCGAGGCAGGUUUGAUCAGAGCAGGGGAAGAUAUCAAUUGGCUCCAAGAUGGUCACAGCCUCCUGCCUCCUGAAAGUGACACAGAUGAGGAGAGGAUUAAAGGGAGUGUUAACUUUUGGAGUUAAGAGCACAUGAAAGACACAAUGAAAGCAGAGAAGAAGUCAAAUAUCUCUGAACAAACUGAUGAGUGAAUUACCAUCAGGAAUGUUUGUAUAAAGGAUGCAGGCAAAUCACAUAAGGGACAUUAAGAUGAGGUAGAAUGAACAGAUUAAGGAAAAAAAAAAAUAUUACGACAGUUUAGCUUGAAUUGGUCUCAAAAGGCUGACAUAAAAAGAAAUGGUGUGAAGAAGGACUCCCCAAACACACACACACACACACACAUACCAACAAGUGGAUUAACUGUUAAUCCUAAAGCUGUUUUUACAUCUUAUCUUUGAAAAUAAAAGAGCAAAGAUCUUAAAGGCAGUGUUUAUCCACUGCCAAAAUCCCUUUAAAGUAAUGGUUUUAACUUCAGAAAAAGCAGCAUCAGUGUCAAAUAUCAGCUGAAGUGUCAUGAGAUUUACAGUAUCCUAUCAGCUGACAUGGGUCGUGUGUGGCAAUGAAAACAAAGUGAGUCAUGACAAAACGGUAUUAACUGCCUGGAAAAGAAAAGCCAGUAUUUUAACAUUUAACGUGAGCUCGUAUAGUAAGUUAUAAGGUUCUUGUUCUGCAGACUUUGGGCUGUUUUAACUAUUGACACGCCAGAUUCGCUGUGUCUGAAUUUACCCUCAUUUGUUCAUCACUAUAUAUGUCAAAUAAAUGAUGUGGUCUCAUGUAA
Sphaeramia orbicularis (orbiculate cardinalfish) is the source of this 3076-nucleotide messenger RNA. It is a transcript of the gene fam120b, whose product is annotated as family with sequence similarity 120 member B. The transcript is spliced from 15 exons. Gene Ontology annotation, cellular component: nucleus. The record is from RefSeq and is a predicted model, not a curated record. Bases 95 to 2332 code for a protein of 745 amino acids. NCBI's taxonomy places the organism in Eukaryota, Metazoa, Chordata, Actinopteri, Kurtiformes, Apogonidae.